ACUAGACGGCUAAUGCAUCUCUCCUCUCCCAUUCUAUGCCUUAGCUUGUUUCUUUCUCGUUGGCAGUGAACCAUGUGGCCAUCAUCUGGUAGACACAACCAUAGCAGUAGUUCGCCUUCAAAAUCAAAAGCUUCCUCCUCUACUUCCUCAUCUCCAGCACCUUUCUCUCCAACAUCUUCAUCUCCAACCAAAACAACCAUGGAAGAAGUUUGGAGAGAUAUUAGCUUAUCUUCUCUAAAUGAUCACUCUAACUCAACCCUCACCAACACUUACAACAACCACAACCACAACCACAACAACCAGCACUCAGGCUAUCCCAGUUUAAUACUUCAAGACUUCUUGGCCAGACCCUUCAACAAUGAUCCACCAGCCAGAGGUCCCUCUACUGAACCAACUUUUCCUUCUUUGAAGCCACCUCUUGCCACCAUGUUGAGCUUGAAUUCUGGUUCUGGUUCUGGUUCAGAUGUUCAAUAUUCUGAACCCAGUGCUCCGGAUCCUGUAAGGCCAAACCAGCAGUUAAAUGGUCAUACAAAUUGUGGUACUUGCUCUUUUGGUUGUUCUCACAACACUGUUUUGGAUGCUAUGGGUUCUCCAACCGUGUUUCCUCCAUAUUGCAAGAAAAGGGUCUCAGAAAAUGACGAUUAUUCUGACGACCGGCGACACAAGCGCAUGAUCAAGAACAGAGAGUCAGCCGCUCGGUCUAGAGCUAGAAAGCAGGCUUACACAAAUGAGUUGGAAAAUGAAGUUGCCCAUUUGCUGGAAGAGAAUGCUAAGCUGAAAAGGCAGCAAGAGAAGUUAUUGGCGGCUUCUGCUCUGCUUCCAAAAAAGAACACACUCUGUAGAACCUCAACUGCUCCAUUUUGAGAAAUGCAUCUCUAUCAAGCGGUUGUAAAGGAAGGAGAAAAAAAAAAAAAGAAAAAAAAAAAAA
This is a messenger RNA of Pistacia vera, 928 nucleotides long. RefSeq names its product protein FD-like. The coding region runs from base 73 to 864 and encodes 263 amino acids. NCBI's taxonomy places the organism in Eukaryota, Viridiplantae, Streptophyta, Magnoliopsida, Sapindales, Anacardiaceae. Gene Ontology annotation, biological process: positive regulation of DNA-templated transcription. The record is from RefSeq and is a predicted model, not a curated record. The transcript has 4 exons. Gene Ontology annotation, molecular function: DNA-binding transcription factor activity. Gene Ontology annotation, cellular component: nucleus.